Molecule: messenger RNA, 2490 nt
Organism: Aureobasidium uvarum
Lineage: Eukaryota; Fungi; Ascomycota; Dothideomycetes; Dothideales; Saccotheciaceae
Source: the annotation of a GenBank genome assembly
AUGGAACCCACCGGCGACCAGGCCAUUGCGUAUGCACCCGCCUCGACAAUGUCUGCCGGCACCACACUUACACUCUUCCUAGCNAAGGCCAUCGCCCUCGACCAAGAAUUUGCACACACGCUGCAGCCCGCCGACUCAUCUCUGGACCGCGUCUUUCUAGUCUUGCAGCAGUACCGCACCGCUGCCGCGCAUGCUCUUGCCAGUGACUUUCUGUCUGCGCGCGCUGCCGACAUUGAGAUACGCCUUUGGAAUGCGCACAACCGUUUGAACGUACGGUUGCGCAAACAACUCGGCAAGGUUAGUCUUGGAAUAGCCUCUCGACAAGACUGCCUCCUGCUCACCUCCUUCACCAGNUUGCGCAAGGAACGCUCCAGCAAACCAGUCGAGACUCGUAGAUUCAUCAAGCUAUAUCUUGAGUUUCUAAAGGACAGCCAGCGCUAUUACCGAGACUAUAUCCAGAAGCUGAAUGCCAGGUUCGGUGGCAUUCGAGAUUUGGAGCGCAUCGCUCGCCAGGUCCGAUCCGACCCCGUGCCAAAGUCUUCCAGAAGGCCUGCAUCUCCACAGGUUCAAGCCGCCGUCACUCUAUCCUGUCACCAGACUCUGAUUUAUCUUGGUGAUCUGUUCCGCUACCGUGCCGCCGAGAGACUCGACAAGGAGCCCGACUGGGGACCCGCUAUUGGUUACUAUGCACUUGCUGCCUCUUUACGACCCGAAUCUGGACUCGCUUUCCAUCAACAGUCCGUUGUUGCCUUUGAACAAGGCGACUUUCUCCGCUCUACAUACUAUCUUUACCGUUCCAUCAACGUCAACGAACCACACCCCAACGCCAUUCCCAAUCUGGAACUGCAGUUCAAGAAGAUCACAACCGGAUGGCAGAAAGGCGAUUUGGUGCCUAAACCCUCUCCUCAGGACCCGAUUGCUUCGCGCAAGGCUCUUGUAUCCUGGUUCAUUCGCUUCCACAGCCUUAGCUACAAUGGCGAGCAGUUUACUGGCUACAACGAGCUCGAGCGCGAAGUUUUGAGUCGAACCGUCAUCGAAAUCAAAGCGCGCACUCUGGACGGCAUCCUAUCUAAGAUGACCUUGAUCAACUUCUGCGCCCAGGCCACUGCCGGCAAUCAGUUCGAGAGCAAGCCUGAUCAACACAAAUUCAUGCACUCUUACUUCUUUUUUCUGCGUCUGAAUGUGAAGUUUUUCACGGCAAUGCUAGAGGUUUACUACGUCGACCUCGAGAAGCACCUUCAGGAGCAUGCCAAAACCUCAAGUCUUGCUGAUAAGCUUACGGACUUGGCACGUCAUGUCCUGCCUGCUCUGCGUCUCUACAGCACUUGGCUGUUGAGUAAUGCUCAUAUUGUUGCGGCACGCGUUGGCGAUGAACCUUUCCAAACAGCUAUGGAUCAUUUUUGGCAUACUUACGCUAAGACAUUGUCUAUCAUGGCAUUCAAUUUCUCGUUCCGCGAGCUCGAAGAAGUUCCAUAUCAGCUUGAGGAAGAUGUUGAUGCCUUUGGUCUCAAGCCCUUGAACUCGGACAGAUCGCGCAAAGUCUGGAUGAACGACUCAACCGGACAGACCAAGGCUAAAUACAACGAUGAAGGUAUCAAUCGUCUUGACACUAACCAAGAAAUGCUUGGAAGAGUUCGUGAACUUCUUUUCGAUGCCUUGCUACUUGCUGUUGACAAGGAUGUACCCAUCACCUUUGACGGCUUGCAUUUCCUCCACCAAGAUCCUAGCUCAGCUGAGGGCAGUUCAGUCAACCCACUUCCAGAUGCUGCUCCACCUCGCUCAACCAUGCAGAACACUACUUCACUUGUGGCUCAGCAAGAACCCGUCGCGCAAAGACAUCUGUCUCCAAGCUCCGAACUCUCUGUGACAGUAGCCACUACCAACACGAAGCCGCUCAAUCGAGAGGCCCAACUCAGUCAAAUGGUUGAUGAUCUUGUUGGGCCCGACGAAGACGACAUUGUUCCUCCAGAUCCGAAUGACUCUUUUGGUGUUGCUGGCUACAACGGCAAUGCUGCCCUUCGAGGGGUUUCGCCGCGUGGUUUCCAGGCUGUUCGAACGCCCGAACUGCGAACAGAAGCAUGGCAGCUACCUCUGAGUCCGACUGGCGUUCCUUCACAGCGUCUGCAUUCGGUCUCCAACAUCUGGAAUGAUGCACCUAUACGAGAAACAAGCCCGAUAACUCCUUUCGGAAGUGCACCUCCUGGACUCCCCAUCUCAGCCAGCGCCAGACGUUCGAACGCGCAUUCUCGCGUAAACUCGACAAACUCUAUCCGAAGUCCUCUCCCACAGCCAGACGGGCUGUCUUCNUUUGAGCCGACUCCAAAUCCCUACAAUAGUAUUGGCGCCCGCGGGGACCGUUACCAGAGCUUUUCAGGACAUUAUACAGGCAUGCAGAGCCCUCUGCUCUUCGGGGCGGGUAUGUCACCCUGGAGCACAGGACCUAGAAAGUCAGUCCCCAACAUCACACCACCCAAUGGCCAAGGUGGUUGA